UAGUUGAAUAGUAAUCAAAUAGCAUAGAAAGAUAGAGCAAAAGACGCUCUAUCUGUUCAUAAAAAAAGAAAUUUUUUCCAAGCAGUCUAUACGAGAUGAAGAUGCGAGGCUUACUACUUUUGGUAUGACCUAAGUAGUAUCCUGUUACCAUUACAGAAAUCAGUAAAAAUUUGACCGUGAGAUUUUGAAACUUGGUGUGACUUCAAAACCUCCUGGGAUUUCAUAAAAGACAGAGAAACUUCAAGACUUAUGAGCUAUACACUUUCUGUUUAAGUAUUAGUCGCAUAUAAGAAAAUGUUCGAUCGAUAUAUAGAUAUGAAGAAACAAAAUAAAUAGAAUUCCGAUAUCUAUAUUUUAAUUUUUCUGUGCAUAAAUUUUAUCAUUCUCAAUAUGAUUCCUUUUCCAGUAUAAAGUAGUGCUUUUGUCGAGAUGAGAAUUUUUCACACGUUGGCAUUCUUGAUAUCUUAUUAACAUUUUGAUUAUAUUGCAUUGAUUCAGAGAUACGUUGCUUAAAAUAGAAAGAAUUUUUGAAGCAGUAUUUCAAACUAUAUUGAAAAUUAUGAAAACUCUUUCAGAGGAAAAAUUUAAGUUCAAUUUCUGUUAUUUAAGUGAUAUAUUGUGAAUACCUAUUCAUCAGUUAGAAAUUUUGAAAAUUUCGUAUUUUCAUAGAAAACAUUCGCAUAGUGAUCGUUAAAUAACAUAAAUUAUUUAACAAAAAUCAUUUUUAAUUUUAUCAUAAUUUUCUCAAAACUUUUUAUCUAAUCAAAUAGUUUUUUCAAUACCAAAUACUCCUAUAUCAUUGAUUUAUUACUGAUUUGAACAGAAAAACAUUGCCAAUUUAUUAAUCAAUUGUUAAGGUGUCCUGACAAUUAUUAUUCCGUUUUACGAUUUCUAAGGACAACAUAUUGAGUAGAAUCAUUUUUCAAAUUAAUGGCGGAUCGAAAUGGUUAAAAUCAUUAAUUCCCUAUACAACUAAACAUUCGUCAUUUGCUUGUCUUUUUGAAAACGUCUUUUUAAUUAAUAGUAACAACAAAUAGAACCGUCUCUAAUUAUUUUCAUUAUUUUUCAUUGUAAUAUAUCCUAUUUUAUUAUGUUAAUUAGAUGCAUCAAGUGAAUGUGAUGGAAAAAUCGAAAGAAUUUCAUUCGCAAUAUCAACUGAUUUUAGUAAACAUUUUCAAUUUAACUUUUUUAAAGUCAAUGUGCACUAUCUGUUCUUGAAAAAAAGAACAGUAAGGCAUAAAGAACACAUCUUAUUGAGCAAAAGGACUUUUAACAAGUAUUACAUUAAAUGAUUCACGAUGUAUUCAAUUAUGGAGUAAAAUUAUAGAUGGUGUAUCUGAUAAGAUGACUAUAGCUACACUAGAUUCACUUGUAAUUCAACUUCUAUUUUUUCCACCAAUUACCACAAGAUGGACAUUUUAAGAAUUAAUUUUAAAAAAAAUAAGAAUUGUGUUUGUUGGUCCAAAUGAAAAAGCAUUAUCAGUUGUACUCUAUCCGGUUAGAACAAAAGAAUAUGCUAAAACAACAAGAUUUGACGAUAGAGCUAUUAUCACCAUCAAUCCAAUGGUAUUUGAUGAAGAUGCAUUAAAAAGUUAG
Molecule: messenger RNA, 1596 nt
Organism: Rotaria sp. Silwood1
Lineage: Eukaryota; Metazoa; Rotifera; Eurotatoria; Philodinida; Philodinidae
Source: the annotation of a GenBank genome assembly